Malaclemys terrapin pileata is the source of this 1975-nucleotide messenger RNA. Its product is annotated as dihydropyrimidinase-related protein 3-like. Gene Ontology annotation, molecular function: hydrolase activity, acting on carbon-nitrogen (but not peptide) bonds, in cyclic amides. The record is from RefSeq and is a predicted model, not a curated record. Gene Ontology annotation, cellular component: cytoplasm; cytosol. Lineage: Eukaryota; Metazoa; Chordata; Testudines; Emydidae. Gene Ontology annotation, biological process: actin crosslink formation.
AAUGAUGACCAGUCGUUCUAUGCUGACAUUUACAUGGAGGAUGGUCUCAUAAAGCAAAUUGGAGACAAUCUAAUCGUCCCUGAAGGAGUUAAAACCAUAGAAGCCAAUGGGAAGAUGGUGAUCCCUGGAGGAAUCGAUGUCCACACUCACUUGCAGAUGCCAUACAAGGGGAUGACCACAGUGGAUGACUUCUUCCAGGGAACUAAAGCAGCCCUGGCUGGCGGAACCACCAUGAUCAUUGACCAUGUGAUCCCUGACCCAGAGGCCAGCCUGACAGAAGCGUAUGAGAAGUGGCGAGAGUGGGUCGAUGGGAAGACCUGCUGUGACUAUUCCCUGCAUGUGGACAUCACCCACUGGAACGACAGUGUCAAGGAAGUACAAAUGCUCAUCAAAGAAAAAGGAGUUAACUCCUUCAUGGUUUACAUGGCCUACAAGGAUUUGUACCAGAUGUCAAACACAGAGCUGUAUGAGAUAUUUAGCUGCCUGGGAGAUCUAGGUGCAAUAGCUCAAGUUCAUGCCGAAAAUGGGGAUAUCAUUGAACAGGAACAAACCAGGAUGCUGGAGAUGGGAAUAACUGGCCCAGAGGGCCAUGUGCUGAGUAGACCAGAGGAGCUGGAGGCAGAAGCCGUCUUCCGCGCCAUCACCAUUGCUAGCCAGACCAACUGCCCUCUGUAUGUGACCAAAGUGAUGAGCAAGAGUGCUGCUGACAUCAUCUCGCAAGCCAGGAAAAAAGGGAAUGUGGUGUUUGGUGAGCCUAUCACAGCCAGUCUUGGCACGGAUGGGACACACUAUUGGAGCAAGAAUUGGGCCAAGGCUGCUGCGUUUGUGACCUCUCCACCUUUGAGUCCAGACCCAACAACCCCCGACUACAUCAACUCCUUACUGGCCAGUGGCGACCUGCAGCUUUCGGGGAGUGCUCACUGCACAUUCAGCACUGCACAGAAGGCGAUUGGGAAGGACAACUUCACAGGAAUCCCAGAAGGGACCAAUGGCAUCGAGGAGCGGAUGUCCGUCAUCUGGGACAAGGCAGUGGCCACAGGGAAGAUGGACGAAAACCAGUUUGUGGCAGUGACGAGCACCAAUGCUGCCAAAAUCUUCAACAUGUAUCCACAGAAAGGGAGAAUAGCGGUGGGGUCGGACAGCAACCUGGUCAUAUGGGAUCCUGAUGCAGUGAAGAUUGUCUCAGCUAAAAGCCACCAGUCGGCAGCUGAAUACAACAUCUUUGAAGGAAUGGAGUUGCGUGGGGCUCCGCUGGUCGUCAUAUGCCAGGGGAAGAUCAUGCUGGAGGAUGGCAACCUGCAUGUGACACAGGGAGCUGGGCGCUUCAUUCCCUGCAGUCCUUUCCCAGACUAUGUCUACAAGCGCAUUAAAGCCAGGAGGAAGAUGGCCGAGAUGCACGCCGUGCCCAGAGGAAUGUAUGACGGGCCCGUGUUCGAUUUGACAGCCACGCCUAAAGGCGGUACUCCUGCAGGCUCUACCAGGGGAUCCCCCACCUGGCAGACGCCUCCCGUCAGGAAUCUCCAUCAAUCUGGAUUCAGCCUGUCAGGUACCCAGGUCGACGAAGGUGUUCGUUCAGCAAGCAAGCGCAUUGUAGCGCCCCCUGGAGGCCGCUCCAAUAUAACCUCCCUCAGUUAAGCACCCAAGCGGGGAAGGAAACACCAAUAUUCAAGGGGGAAAAUGGUACAUUGGUAUUUAAGAAGGAAAAGCCAUUUAAAACCGUUCAGAGCUGAAGAAUCAAUAAGCCUCAAGCCUUAUGUUUCACAAACGCUAUUUGCUACCUAGCUUUUAAAAUAUUGCUUUGGUUUCUGUUUAUGCAUAGCCUUAAUUUUUUUCUUUUUCAUUUUUACAUGCAUGCAGAUCUGACAGGUCACUAAGUUAAGAGUCUGUAAUAUACGUGUUGAGUGCUUGUGUGAUGCCGCAUCGUAAGGAGGGGGCGGAGAAAGCUGGGAUGACCGUGGCAUGAACGAACUAGUUA